UUUAUACCGAGUUUUGUCAUUCAUCAUCAUCAUUCUCAUUCACUCAUUCGGAAAUUUCUCGUUCAUUAAUCACCCGUUAUCGUCAUUCGCUAGGAACGUGAAAUUUAUAUAUCAACCACUUGCAAGUUAAUGUUCAUUUUAUAGUUUUAUAUGGUAAAAGUAACAGCCUAAAGUUUUUGUUGAACACAUAAGAAUUUAAAAGUUUAUUGCGUGUUAAACGUUGCACUUCAAUAAGUAGAUUUGGGAAAGUUUCGAAGCAAUUAGAAUUUUCUUGAAGAUGGCCACUGAAGUCAGUUCAGCUCCAGGGAUUGCAUCCCUGCAAUCAGUCCAGAAGGUGAUGGCUCUUCCCACAGUAGAAGCUGCAGUGGGACAAGUAGGAGCUUUGUACACUAGAGUUAAGGGGGCACAUUCUCUAUUAGAAUGGGCUCUAUCCACUGCUGAGGCUAGUGUAACCCUGGCAGCGAAUACUGCAGCUCCAUUUGUAGCAGCACCUCUGGCUGCAGGCGAUGCUAAAGUUGCUGCAGCCCUGGAUGAAUUGGAACGCCGAGUUCCACUGGUCACCGAGCAGCCAAAAGUGAUUGUGGAAACUACUAAACAGGCUGUACUAUCCAGAAUAACACCGCAAAUAAACAAAGUGUACGGUGCUCGAGAGGUCGCAGAACAACGCGUCAAGUCACUCAAAGAGCUGACAUGGGCUAAGGCCAACACUCUGCUAUCAACGGCCUACGGUCAGAAGGCUAUGUAUGGAGUUGAUACUGGGGCCACAUACGCCAUGCAGAUCCUCGACCACUACCUCCCGCCCACACAAGAAGAAAUCAACGCUCGCAGCACCGAGGUAGUACCAGUACAAAACGACCCCGCUCUUCAUACAAUGCAAACGGUUGGACGUCUCAGCUCAGUAGCCGCCCGGCGUGUGUGGGCCAACUUGGCUCAGCGUCUCCACCAAUUGAGGCACAGUGGAAUGGAACUAGAUGUCCGCCGUUACGUCACAGCACUGCUGGCGGCGCUGCACCUGGCACGAGUCACCAGUGAACAGCAGCAACAAGAAGCAGCUCAACAAAUAUCACCACAGAAUAAAUCAGAGUCCACUACCAACGGACACAGUGCCCACACUGUCUCUACAUCACCUUCAUCACCCACAACCACCGACCAGGUCAAAACUACCCCCGAAGCCAAAUCCAAUGGCAGUGAACCGCAGUGAUUUUAAUAAAUUUUUCUAUGUAUUUUAAUUUUAAGAUAUUUUUUUUAUUAUUGAAGCCACCAUGUUUAUAUAUAAACAUGAUUGUGGAUAUAUUCUAAAUGUAAUUAAUCAAGACUGAUGGUCUUUUUUAUGUCUUUAAUAGUAUUUAAUGGAAAUGUAUUUUUAAUUGGAAAUAUAUAAUUUUAUUCUA
Molecule: messenger RNA, 1391 nt
Organism: Danaus plexippus (monarch butterfly)
Lineage: Eukaryota; Metazoa; Arthropoda; Insecta; Lepidoptera; Nymphalidae
Gene: Lsd-2
Product: lipid storage droplets surface-binding protein 2
Exons: 6
Coding region: 278-1201 (307 amino acids)
Biological process (GO): lipid storage; positive regulation of triglyceride storage
Cellular component (GO): cytosol; lipid droplet
Source: RefSeq, a predicted model, not a curated record